Quercus robur (English oak) is the source of this 2073-nucleotide messenger RNA. RefSeq lists its product as uncharacterized. The record is from RefSeq and is a predicted model, not a curated record. The transcript is spliced from 3 exons. NCBI's taxonomy places the organism in Eukaryota, Viridiplantae, Streptophyta, Magnoliopsida, Fagales, Fagaceae. The coding region runs from base 1 to 2073 and encodes 690 amino acids.
AUGGAAAUUGCGGAUCGAAUUGUUGUUGUUGUUGUUUUGAGAGUGAGAUUGCGGGUUUGGGUUUUGGAGAAAUUGAAGGAGAGUUUGGUGGAUUCAACUUCAAAUUCUUCUGAAGUCAACGUGGAAUUGCCAACAACUAAUGUUGCUAUUCCAAUUCCGGAAAAUGCGGAUGUUCCAAUUCCGGAAAAUGCGAAUGUUCCAAUCUCUCAAACACAAUUUCAAAGAAUUGACCUUGAUUCUUUGGAUUAUGAUCCCGGAACACGCAAACAGAUAUGGGAAUAUCAUGUUAAUCAACGUGAUGAAAUUCGACGGGCAUACAUUAAAAAAGGUCCGCACCAACCUCCUCUAGAGACAUUCAAAAAAAGUGGAAAGCAGAAUCGUAGUUUUCAAGCUUCUUGGUAUAGAAAUAAUUCAAAAUGGCUUGAAUAUUCUCCUACAACAGAUGCAGCUUAUUGUCUACCCUGCUUUGUCUUUCAUAAUCCAAAUGUGGUUGUGGGACAAAAUACAUUUAUUGUUGGUGGAUUUAGAAAUUGGAAAAAGGUUGGGGGCAAAGAUUGUUCUUUUCAAGUUCAUAUAGGAAAAGAUCCUAACUCAGCUCAUAGAGUUGCUGAGCAAAUGUGUAAGGAUUUGAUGAACCAAUCGCAGCAUUUGCAAAGAGUAGUUGAUCAUUUCACUAUUGAACAAAUUGCAAAUAAUCGGUUGCAAUUGAAGGCCACAAUUUUUAUUGUGCAAUAUCUUGCCUUUCAAGCUAUAGCUUUUAGAGGUCGAGAUGAAAGUUUUAGUUCAUUAAAUCGUGGGAACUUUCAUGAAUCAUUGGGUAUUGUGACUUUUUGGAAUGAGAAGGUUGCUGAAAUAAUAGAAAAAACUCCAAAAAAUGCAACCUACACAUCACCUAGGAUUCAAAAGGAAAUUCUACAUGUUUUCUCAGCCAAAGUGAAGAAGGCCAUUCGGGAAGAAAUUGGUGACGCAAAGUUUUGCAUAAUGGUUGAUGAAGCUCGUGAUGAGUCCAUGAAAGAGCAAAUGGCUGUGGUGUUUAGAUAUGUUGAUGCAGAAGGCUUUGUGAAAGAACGCUUUUUUGGGCUUAUUCAUGUUGUUGACACUGCAGCUUUGACUCUAAAGAAGGGGAUAUAUUCUUUGUUAUCUCAAUAUUGCUUAGAUAUACAAAAUAUUCGAGGGCAAGGAUAUGAUGGAGCAAGCAACAUGCAAGAGCUUGAGACUGGAAGUGGACUUAAUCAAAUUGGCACUUUACAACGACCUGGAGAAACACGUUGGAGUUCACAUUUUAGAUCAGUUUCUAGCUUAUUAAGGAUGUUUAGUUCAACUGUUGAAGUUUUACAAAAUAUAAUUGAUGGUGCAAUUGAUGGAGAAAAUCGGGCAGAAGGAGAGUCAGCUUAUGAAGGUUUAACUUCAUUUGAAUUUGUUUUCAUCUUGCAUCUUGAGAAGGAAACUAUGGAGAUCACUGAUAAACUUUGUCAAGCUUUGCAAAGCCAAUCUCAAGACAUUUUAAAUGCUAUGCAUUUAGUUUCAUCUACUAAAGCACUUAUCCAAAAAUUUAGAGAUGAUGGAUGGGAUGGCUUACUCACCACUGUGAUAUCAUUUUGUGAGAAGCAUCGCAUUGAUGUCCUGGAUAUGAAUGCUCGUUAUGUUGCGAGGCGAGGUCGAGCUCGUAAUCAACCAGAUAACGUUACAAAUGAGCAUCAUUAUCGAGUAAAUAUUUUUUAUGCUACAAUAGAUUCUCAACUACAGGAACUAAAUUAUCGGUUUAAUGAAGAUGCAAUGGAGUUGCUUAGGCUUAGCUCAGCUUUAGAACCUCGAGAGGCAUUAAAAUCUUUCAGAAUUAGUGAUCUUUGUUUGUUGGUAAAGAAUUUCUAUCCACAAGAUUUCACAGAUUAUGACAAACAAGUGUUGGAGAAGAAGCUUUAUCAUUUUGAGCAUAAUGUAGUCCAAGAUCCAGAGUUCAAAAAAUUGAAAAGUUUAUCUGAGUUAUCUCAAUGGUUAGUGAGAACUGGAAAUUCAGAACACUACAAACUUGUUUAUAGAAUGGUGAUACUUGUUUAUAGCUUCGACAUUUAG